Molecule: messenger RNA, 2798 nt
Organism: Bombyx mori (domestic silkworm)
Lineage: Eukaryota; Metazoa; Arthropoda; Insecta; Lepidoptera; Bombycidae
Product: facilitated trehalose transporter Tret1
Exons: 6
Coding region: 1125-2411 (428 amino acids)
Biological process (GO): transmembrane transport
Cellular component (GO): membrane
Molecular function (GO): transmembrane transporter activity
Source: RefSeq, a predicted model, not a curated record
UGCAGCCUUUUCUUCGAAAUUAAUAUGUGAAGGUCGAGGUGGGCACGACGGUGCUUUACUUCCCGUUUAUUUUUUUUGAGCAGUAUGGUAGAUGCGGAUUCGGCCGGAUUUUGCGUCCCUACUGUUUAGCUGUGUUGUGUCGGUAAUGUUCAGUAUCUGUAUCGGUGAAUAUUGCAGACAACAGCGCGCUACUGUUUUAGACGUUUCCUGUACGGGCUAACUCAGUAAAGGAAUUGUGCAGGUGUCUCAAAUUGCGCAGUUUGGGACAGUUGUGCGAUAUCUAUUCUUCUCACUUCAAAUGUUUAUCUUUGGCUCGUCCUCGCUGCAGAUGUAAGAGUGCACGCUUGCGUCUGUAGUAGGGAUUCUAAAUUUUAGAAAGUUUUAGAGCAUUCAGGUCUGGGUGUAAUUUUUUUUUGUUACGUUACAGAGGGUGACCUUGUUGAUGCAAGCUCUGACGUAGCUGGAAGAGAUAUGCUUCUGCUGAGAUAUACAUUAGCUUAUUAUGAGAUAUACUGCGGUCACUGUCUCGGGCAACCUGAGGGCUCUGCCACUGUAUACAUUAGCUUAUUAUGAGAUAUACUGCGGUCACUGUCUCGGGCAACCUGAGGGCUCUGCCACUGUAUACAUUAGCUUAUUAUGAGAUAUACUGCGGUCACUGUCUCGGGCAACCUGAGGGCUCUGCCACUGUAUACAUUAGCUUAUUAUGAGAUAUACUGCGGUCACUGUCUCGGGCAACCUGAGGGCUCUGCCACUGUAUACAAUAAGACAUUAACUUAUUUUGAGAUAUACUGCGGUCACUGUCUCGGGCAACCUGAGGGCUCUGCCACUGGAAGAAUUUGUGAAGACAUGCUACGGAAAUUGUCACUGAACAACAACUUCCCAACGGUCAGCAACAUAAUAUUGCAUUUCUGUGUGUCAUUUUUAAUGCAAACAAUCUAUUUUAUAGGUGAUGAGAAUAGCUCUGAGGAAGGUAUUGUCGCCGGUUCAUCACACCACCAUGACGACAUAGUACCUCUAGACGGACCUAUUAAUGCGGGCGAGGACGCUCCGCCGUCAGGAGAGGCCGUGUUAGAAGAUGAUGAUGACAUUGGAGGCGUGGCCUAAGUGACGUCAAGGAUGGUGUGAUGUCGGGAGGGCGCGUGGCGAGAUGUUGUUGGAGGGGCGCGUUUGGGCUCGAGGCGCGUUGGCGCAAGGCAUCGCUCUCUUUUGCUUGCGACAGUCGGGACGGACGGACGUUCACAUCGUUGCACAAUCGUGCAUACGUUUCCAGUUACUUAUCAAAUCAUAUUGGUCGUAAAUAUUGUUUUAUACUUGGCGGGUUUAUUUAUUGUUUUUCGUAUUUAAUAUUAACUUUGGCGGUGUCCACGAGUAUGAUAAUUGCUGGACGUCUCCUCGUCGGCUUCAGUUUGGGCUUCAUACAAAUACUCAUUUAUAUAUAUGUCGGAGAGAUUACAUCGCCAAAUAUUAGAGGAAUUAUUAUGACGUCAUUGAGCAUUUUCCAAUGCACAGGUUGUUUGAUCGGCUUCUGUUUGGGUCCGUACCUCUCCUACCUCCAGUUUGGAUUCGUGCCUAUAAUUUUAAUAAUAAUAUUCAUUGCGCUCAGCUUCUUCUUGAACGAAUCUCCAGUGUAUUUUGUUAUUAAGGGCGACGAAGAAUCAGCCAAAAAGGCUCUAAAUUACUUUGGUCGCAGCAAAGAUGUAAAUUACGAACUGAAAAUUAUGCUUCAAAAUGCAAAAGAGAACGCACAAGGAAAAAGGAAAUGGCUUGAACUGUUUCAGAGGAGUAACAGAAGAGCACUCCUGAUUAUUAUUCCAUUAUAUAUAAUCGAACAAGCAAGCGGUGUUAUAGCUGUUAUAUUAAAUGCAACAGCAAUUUUCAAAUUAGCCGGCUCAUCAGUUGAACCGGCAGUUGCGACCAUGAUAGUUGGCGUUACUAAUCUGACGGGAAGCUUAAUCUCGCCAUUUGUCGUGGAUAGGUAUGGAAGGAAGGUGCUUUUGUUGUUUUCAGCAGGAGGGUGCUGUCUGGCAAUGACUGCUUUAGGAACUUAUUUUUAUUUUCGACAAAUGUUUCCGGAGUCUGUUGGAUCCCUGGGCUGGUUACCGCUUACUGCUUUAGUUGCAGCUCUGUUUACGUACAGCGUUGGUCUGACAAUAAUACCACACGCUCUAGCAGGGGAAAUGUUUAGUCCGAAAAUGCGUGGGCUAGGCACCUCUCUAGGUUUGACAGUCGCCAAUGGCUCCGGUCUGAUAACCACCAGCAUUUAUUCUUACCUAGCAGUAAACGUCGGCAUCCAUUACGCUUUCUGGAUGUUCGCUGUCUUUGACUUGGUUGGCGUCAUCUUCACCAUCUAUGUCGUGCCGGAGACCAAAGGAAAAAGCUUAUCUGACAUUAACGCUAUGCUAGCAAAAUAAUUCUGAGUCGUGACUGGCAAUAGCCAACCUUUAAUUAUUUUUUAUUUUUUUAUUGCUUUGCCUUUAGAAAUAAAUUAAGUAAUUUCUGUAUUUUUUGUACGGGCUCACAAUUUUAUGCACGAUCUGUUUUGGUGCAAAUUUAAAUGUACUUUGUCAUCGUCAAACUCAUUUAUGAACUAGCGAGUGUGUAUACAAAGAGAAUUUGAUGCUUGUUCCAAAAUUCAAAACUUCUGAUUUAACUUCAUGGUUCAAUACGAGUAAUUCAGAUCCUAGCUUAGCUAGUUAUAAUCGAUGACACUUAUAGUGUCGAUUAUGUAUUUAGUAUCCGUAUCUACAGUAAGUAAAUUAUGAUUUUUUUUUAUAUUAUAUUAAAGUCGUAUAAAAAUA